Messenger RNA from Calliphora vicina (urban bluebottle blowfly), 1503 nucleotides. RefSeq lists its product as uncharacterized. NCBI's taxonomy places the organism in Eukaryota, Metazoa, Arthropoda, Insecta, Diptera, Calliphoridae. Bases 133 to 1149 code for a protein of 338 amino acids. The record is from RefSeq and is a predicted model, not a curated record. The transcript is spliced from 4 exons.
UUUCAACCACAAUUCACAGAGGUAACCACAAAACUAAAGUCAAGAAAAUUCCUUUAGAAACUAAAAUAAUUCAGUGAAAAAUAUUUGUUAAUAAAAAAAAACAAAGAAAAGUGUAUUGUUAAAUAAACCACAAUGCUGGGUAAUUGCGUUGGUAAUUGCGGCUUUAGUGGACCCCCACCGCCGGACACUAUACUAUUAAUGCCACCACCACCACUACCAUCAUUUCUAUUGCCCAAAACUGCAGCUUUAGUACCAACCACCAAUGAUUCCCAUCCUUGCUUUGCUACACUCAUGUGUGAUCCCAAUCCUCAUCCACGUGAAAGUGGUAUGGAAUUUGUUGAAUUUACAGGAGGCAAUAGCAAUGGUUUGGAAAAUACCUGGCUCUUUGUAUUGAUAUCGUCUUGUGUUGGUGUUUUAAUACUGGGUGGACUUUUGGCUGUUAUUUUAUUGAAAUGUCGCGAUACUCUCUUCUCAAGCUGUAAUUUAAGCUAUCACGAUAGCAACAUUAAACAGGGCACCAUGUCAGCUUUGGGUGAACCAUCUAAAUCAAAUCCCUUUAUGGCUGGUGGUAUUUUGUACCCCUGCACUUCGGCCAACAGUCGUGACACGCUACAGAGUCAAUUGGCCAGCGAUAGUCGCCUAUUGUGGGCCACCUUAACACCACAUGGCACACGUCAUUUUAUAUCCGACUAUCCGGCUACUAGUGCACAAGAUGUUGCAGGUCACUAUGAGGUUGUUGACUAUCGUGCCAAGACACCCAAUCAACCGUAUCGCGAUUAUGUUAAACGUACUCCCAUUAAGUCCUUCGACAACAAUGGCUUUAUCGACUACGACUAUGAAGAUCCCACACCCUUAAUGGAUUCGUAUCACGAUGAUAUGGAUUCCGGUUAUCAAGAGCCCCAAGAAAUACUCAACUCAAUGCAAAGGGCCUCACCACGCCCCCGUGUCUCAUCGCCCACACGCAUAGAUAAUCCAAAUAUGGCACCAUUAAACUAUUAUCCCUCAAAUCCACGAAAUCAUCAAACCAGUGCUGCAAGUACACUACAACGUCCGACCAAUUUCAAUACAACCGCCACUCUAAACAGGAAGACAACUACAUUAAAUCGUCGCAUAAGUGAUGCUUCUUCCUAUAAUGGGCAAAAUAUAUAAGUUAAUGGUUAAAACAAAAGUCUAAGAAUUGAGUGAAGAAAUUAAGAAGAUUUGAAAUUGUUUUUAAAAUAAUUUACACAAUAAUACUAAGAUAAAUAUGUUAAGUGGUUUCGUUUAUGCAAAAAAUAAUGAUUGAUUGAUGGUUUAAGAAGGUUAAUAACAACCAAAAGAAGCUUGAAUGAUUAUAAACAAACUCAAAUCUAAACGCACAGUCGAAAUUACAACGAAAAACGAAUUUUAUUUUAAAAUGCAUACAACCAACUACAAUAAGAGAUGUUAACACCAAGCUAAAAAAUAUUUAAUUAAUUAAUUAAAAUUACUUACAAAUUCAUAGCAAUAUUUAAACUUUUUUUA